This is a messenger RNA of Alnus glutinosa, 900 nucleotides long. RefSeq lists its product as uncharacterized. The record is from RefSeq and is a predicted model, not a curated record. The transcript has 5 exons. NCBI's taxonomy places the organism in Eukaryota, Viridiplantae, Streptophyta, Magnoliopsida, Fagales, Betulaceae. The coding region runs from base 196 to 603 and encodes 135 amino acids.
AGCGGUCCAUGUAAUGAAAGGUUAACGAAAAGACACAUUGGCUGGUUAGUUGGACCAAAUAAAUGCCUGAAACAUCGCUUCCGUCUCCUCCGCUACAGAGCACGCCCAUCUCUUGCACUACUCCGUUCUCCUCUUUCUCCUGCCUUCUGGUCAGAGAAAGAGCGAAAACGGUUACUCAUUCAGACUCGUAGCAAAAUGAUACCGCAGCAGUGGGCGUCGCCUUGCGGAAACCAGUGCACGAGCAAAUACGCAAUGCUGACGCAAAUCCCAUGGCGAGUAUUUUGCAAAAAGGGGUGUGAUGCUGAUGGAGAGACAUGGGAAGAAUGCUUGGAGCAGUGCAAUGAGAUAUGCUAUAAGGACCCCGUAUUAAAGGACCGCCAGUGGAGUGCUUACAUUGACCGUUCUCCUGGAGCUUCGAGCUACUCAGAGGAAUGUUUUCGUGCUUGUGUAUCUGGAUGCGGUUUCAAGUUUGAUAUUCUCUUAGAGGAAGUUGACAAAGUUCGUCCGAAAAGGCCACCUAAGCCUCCCCCGAUCCCAAAGCCGACCCGAAAACCUGUUGAUCCCAGUGUGACCGCUGAAGACGUACCUUGCUCUUCAGCAUAGUGAGAGACAAAACGUAGCUUACUGACAAAAUUAUACACUUGACGACUUUGUUAGCAGUGCAUGACUUUGUUAGUUCCAUCAUAGACCCUUUUUUGUUGACAGAAGGUCCUGUUUUUUAUCCAUCUUUUGUCCUCCGUUGGUUUCUACGAGUUUAAACUCACAUAACAUGCCUUGGUGACUUCUCUCAGAGAUGUCGGUGACAGAUUUUUUUGGCUAGUUUCAUAUAUUGGAAGUUCAGAAUGUAUUUCCUUUAACUUCAAUAAGAAACUAUAGAGACUUUAGCCAAAGUUUGAAGCU